AUUUUCUCUUCCAAUACCUCUAAACUACUUAUACUCAACUAACUUGUUUCAUCCUCUUGUGAUCUAUCUCAAUCAUCCAUGGCUCUUAUGGCUCUUUCUGGGUUCGAAGGUUUUGAAAAACGCCUAGAACUCCAAUUCUUCGGUGAUGAUCCCAACAUCGGUAUCGGACUCCGGCAACUCCAUUUCGAUUCAAUUGAAGAGGUUCUUGCUGCUGUGCAAUGCACUGUGGUCUCUGCAGUUGGAAACCAUUACUUCGAUGCUUACGUAUUAUCAGAAUCAAGCUUAUUUGUAUACCCCACAAAGAUCAUAAUCAAGACAUGUGGGACUACCCAACUUCUCAAAUCAAUCCCUCCACUAUUGUCUCAUGCUCAUCUUAUGGGUCUCAGAGUUUGUAGUUGCAGAUACACUAGAGGUAAUUUUAUUUUCCCUAAAUCUCAACCUUUUCCCCACACCAGUUUCAGAGAUGAAGCUCUGUAUUUAGAACAGAGUUUACCCAAUUAUCUUUGUUUUAGAAAAGCUUGUGUUAUGCCUUCAAGAAUGCCAUCACAGAGCUCUUGGCAUGUCUUCUCGGCUAGUGAUGAGCAUCAUAUAGUUCUUGAACAAAACCUAGAUGUGUUCACCAUUGAGGUUUGCAUGACUGAGCUUGAUCCUGUUCUUGGCCGGAAAUUUUACCGGCGAGUUGGGGAUAGUAACUCCGGCGAUGUUGCCGGAAAGGAGAUGACUGGGUUAACAGGUAUUGGAGAAAUCAAUCCCAAUGCACUCCUCUGUGAUUUUGCGUUCGACCCAUGUGGGUAUUCCAUGAAUGGAAUGGAUGGGAGUCGAUAUUCUACGAUUCAUGUAACACCAGAAGAUGGGUAUAGCUAUGCAAGUUUUGAGUGUGUGGGGUCCAUUGAAGAUGAUCGAGAGAUGGGAGAAAUGUUGAAGAAGGUGGUACAAGUGUUCCGGCCGGCUACUGUGUCGGUGUCGACAACCUCAUGUGUGGGACAACAAGUGUGGAAACGUGUGAAGAAUGCUCUUGAGACAGUUGGUUUGAGUUGUGGAAGUUUUGCGGUUGAUGAAUUUCCGUCGACUGGUAGUAUUGUGUUUCAAACGUUUACCACUAGCCGGACGUAGCCGGAGAAGGUGAAGUUAGGUUUGCUAGCCAUAGCCCAUAAGCCAUGUUUACGUGAGGAACUUAAAGGAGAGAAAUGGGUAUGAGAUCAUGGAUGACAGAAGAAGAAGAUGAUGAUGAUGAUGAUGAUGUGGAAUUACAGCAUAUGGGAAAGAGAGGUAAAAUGGAAAGGGUAUGAUGAUGUGGAAGUAUCAUCAAUGGGUGGGAUCAUCAUGAUAAUGCACCCCACUUAGUUUUGUCACGCCCAAGAUUUUUGAGGACAUUCAGAGAGAGAGAGAGAGAGAAUGUGGAGAGGAAGUGGAACUGUUAAUUGAACCUUGUUUUUUCUGCUUACUCCUUCCCUUAUCUCUUUGUGAUUUGUC
Molecule: messenger RNA, 1473 nt
Organism: Telopea speciosissima
Lineage: Eukaryota; Viridiplantae; Streptophyta; Magnoliopsida; Proteales; Proteaceae
Product: S-adenosylmethionine decarboxylase proenzyme 4-like
Exons: 1
Coding region: 79-1113 (344 amino acids)
Biological process (GO): spermine biosynthetic process; spermidine biosynthetic process
Cellular component (GO): cytosol
Molecular function (GO): adenosylmethionine decarboxylase activity
Source: RefSeq, a predicted model, not a curated record